Messenger RNA from Procambarus clarkii (red swamp crayfish), 597 nucleotides. Lineage: Eukaryota; Metazoa; Arthropoda; Malacostraca; Decapoda; Cambaridae. The record is from RefSeq and is a predicted model, not a curated record.
AUGGCUAAACGCAUAGCAAGCCCUGUAGCGUUGAAGCUAGACUUGCCUAAACGCGUAGCAAGCCAUGUAGCGUUGAAGCUGGACUCCCCUAAACGCAUAGCAAGCCUUGUAGCGUUGAAGCUGGACUCCCCUAAACGUGUAGCAAGCCUUGUAGCGUUGAAGCUAGACUCCCCUAAACGCAAAGCAAGCCCUGUAGUGUUGAAGCUGGACUCCCCUAAACGUAUAGCAAGCCCUGUAGCGUUGACACUGGACUCCCCUAAACGCAUAGCAAGCCCUUUAGCGUUGAAGCUGGACUCCCCUAAACGCAUAGCGAGCCCUGUAGUGUUGAAGCUGGACUCCCCUAAACGUAUAGCAAGCCCUGUAGCGUUGACACUGGACUCCCCUAAACGCAUAGCAAGCCCUGUAGCGUUGAAGCUGGACUCCCCUAAACGCAUAGCAAGCCCUGUAGCGUUGAAACUGGACUCCCCUAAACGCAUAGCAAGCCCUGUAGCGUUGAAGCUGGACUCCCUUGAGCGUGUAGCAAAACCUUAUAGAAUUGAGAGGGAUUUUACCUAUAGCAAAACCCACAAGAACAAUAAUGUAAAACACUCUAGAUAG